AGAAGGUGGACAGGAUGGUGGAGAGGGUGGAGGAGAGGAUGGACAGUCUGGAGGGGUGGGUGGCCAUCAGGAGGGAUCUGUUCGAGGAGAGAGAGACGCAGAAGAUCCGCUUCCUCGUGCGGUGGAGUCACGCGGAGUCCAAGUUCGCGGUCAUCUGUCACAACCGGACCUUACAGCAGAGGAGGAGGGGGAGGGGGGGUGAUGAGGGGGACUGGGGGGAGGAGGGGGGUGAGGGGGGGGAGUCGAGCUGGGCCGCGAUGUUCUCCGCCUCCGAGCUGAAGCUCCUCCACCAGCAGCUGAGCGGCUCCGGGGACGCGCUGUGGGGACUCCUGCCCGAGCUGGGCACCUUCACCCCGCCCGGCCUGUGGGACAGCCUGCUGGGGGGGGGCCGGGGGGGCAGGAGGGGCCAAGGGGGCAGGAGGGAGGAGCUGGGGGAGCAGGAGCUGGAGGAGGAGGAGGAGGAGGUGUGUGGGCAGCUCGAGAGGUACCUCAGCACCGCAGUGGAUGUGUGUGGGGUCAAAAUCCUCCUGGAGACUUUAUUCCCCCAGGAGGACGAGGGACAGGAGGACAAGUACUGUGAGAACCUGCAGGAGUUCAGGAGGAGAGCCAUGGAGGAGCAGGUCAGGAGGGCCAGGGACACGGUGGACACGAUCAUACAGAGUCACCGCACCGCAGCAGGACUCGUGCAGCUGAUGAAGAUCUAUGAGGAGGAGGAGGAGGCCUACAGUGAUUUGGUUACCAUAGCAACACAGUAUUAUCAGCACCAACUGCAGCCAUUCAGGGACAUGAGAGAGCUGUCGACUCUACACACCAUGGAGAUACAGAAAGUUCUGCAGCUGCAGGAGCUCGGUCCGAAGCGAGUGUGUGAGCUGGAGAGAGAGGCAGAGGAGUGGAGCAGGGGGGCGAGCGAGGCCGUGUGCUCCAUCCAGGACGUGACUGUGUGUUACUUCACUGAGACGACAACGGCGCUGUCAGGCAUGCUGAAACAGAUGGAGGCGGACCGUAAGAGAUUUGGCCACGCCUCCUGGGCUGUAGCCACACCCAGACUAGAGAAGCUGAAGUUUCUUCUGGCUAAAGAGACGCUGCAGCUCAUGAGGGCGAGAGAGAUGUGUGUGACCCGGCGCAAGGACGACAUCAGGGAGAAGAUGAGCAGUGUGUGUGACGGGGCGAGUGUGUGUGACGUGGACGUGUUGGAGCUGCAGUACUACGAGGCUCAGCUGGAGCUCUACGACUGUAAACUGGAGAUCCUGAAAAACGAGGAGCUGCUGCUGCUUGCACAGAUACACACACUGCGGAGACAGAUCAAAGAACUGAAGGAGGAGGUGGUGUAUUACGAUGCAUGUGAAGACCCCCUGGAGCUUCAGUGUUUACAGACGGAUGGUAGCCCCGCCCACUCAGGUGGUGACUCCACCCACUCUCAUCUACAGCAACAGCUACUGCAGCUGGAGAGGAAGAGAGCGAUGACAUCAUCACGCCGAGCAACGCUGCGCAACCGCAAGGAGCGGUGUGUAGAAGCCCGUGAGCUCCAGCAGAGGGCAGCACAGGACAGAAUCGCAGAACACCAGCAACACCACGCCGUGCACCAGAAGCGGGAGAAGAGGAGGGAGGAGGAGGAGAAGAGGAAGGAGUGGGUACAGAAGGAGAGAGAGAGAACACUCAGCCGACUGCGUUCCUUCAGAGAGAAAGGUCAAGGUCAGUUCAUGAUGAAGAGCCACCGCCCCACUAAGCCCCGCCCUCCUCACCACAACAGCACUGACCCUGACCAGCCCAUGUCAAUCAUCACACUAACCACACCUACCCAAGCAGGUGGCACCACCCCCAAAUCCAGAGGAAAGGGGCGGGACCAGAAGCAGAAGGAUAUCCCGGUGCAUAUAUUUUUACCCCCUGGUGGGGCGGGGCAAGAGAAGACUUUAUCACCUCCCCUUCACCCCCCACCUCCUCCACCUCCCCUUCACCCCCCACCUCCUCCACCUCCCCCGCCCCCUCUGUCAGCCCGUCCUCUUCCACUCAGUGAUAAAGAACCGGCUACAGUUCCUUCUGGAGAUUCUUUGCAAGCAGGAUCGAUGGAUGAGGUUCUGGCGUCGCUGCAGAGGGGGCGUGUUCACCUGCGUAAGGUCACGCCCAAUCCUCCAGGUGCUCCCACAGAGACCGGAAACAUUAGAGACAAUUUGCUAUCUGCGAUCCGUCAGGGCGUGACCUUAAAGAAAACCCCGCCCCCUGUAGGCCCCGCCCGCUCUCCCGACUCUGAGCUGGAGCUGAGCAUCAAGGCGGCCAUGAAGAGGAUGAAGAAGGUCUCUAGCGAGUCUGAUGAUGAAGAACGCUCAGACACACCUCCAGGAGAGUGGGACAACUAGGAGUGUGUGUGUGUGUGUGUGUGUGUGUGUGGACUGUACCAGUCAUAUUUUUGGAUUUAUUGUCUACAUUCUGUAUAAAUACUGGAUUUUUUUUCAACAUUAUAAAAUAACACUUACGACCUAAUAAGUAACAACAACCAAUUAACAACCAGCAGCUCAGAUUAGAGCCGUUAUGAAGCUUCACAGAGCAGAAGGAGCAGAUAAACAUCUCAAUAUCAACUGUUCAGAGGAGAUUAUUGUGUGUUUGGGAUAAUAAACACCUUCAGUAUUGAUUUACAGUGUAGAGAGAAAUAAACAUCAGGAACAACAUGAUCAGGACAGGGGUCCAAACGUUAGACUGGAAGUGUAUAUACACACACACACACACACACACACACUGUGCUAUACUGUGUUAAAAAAUUUAACCAUUUCAAUCUUAUAAAAAAUAUAUGACAUCAUAUAUAGGAUAAUAAAACAUAGCACUUUAUUUUACAUCAAAAGGGAAGAAUGGAGUGAAAUUUGGAGGUUUAUUUUUUUCCUUUUUUUUUGGUUAGUUACAUGAGAAUGAAAUCUCUACUCGACUCUCAAGAUGUUUCAGUAAAACACUGUGAUUUAUUUCAAUCAUUAAACUGGAAAUGAUUAAUGAAUGAUAAAAGUGUGGAAACCCUUUUCCAACAUUAAUGUAUUUAACUUUUAUUUAAUUGUUUAAUUUAAAUACACAACCUUCUUCCAUGUG
Clarias gariepinus (North African catfish) is the source of this 3069-nucleotide messenger RNA. RefSeq names its product WASP homolog-associated protein with actin, membranes and microtubules. Gene Ontology annotation, biological process: endoplasmic reticulum to Golgi vesicle-mediated transport; Arp2/3 complex-mediated actin nucleation. Gene Ontology annotation, cellular component: endoplasmic reticulum-Golgi intermediate compartment membrane; cytoplasm. Lineage: Eukaryota; Metazoa; Chordata; Actinopteri; Siluriformes; Clariidae. Gene Ontology annotation, molecular function: Arp2/3 complex binding; actin binding. The record is from RefSeq and is a predicted model, not a curated record. The transcript is spliced from 11 exons. Bases 15 to 2354 code for a protein of 779 amino acids.